AUGCCACAGCCAUGUAAGGUACACGUCGAUCCAGAAUUCGCGGAAGAACGUUACAUCAUGACUGAGGAGCGUCGCAAGGCCUACGAGAAGAAAGCACCUUUGACGCCGCAAGAGGUCCGCUGGUUCCAAGUGUGGGACAUUCUGUUUCCAAGCGAAAGUCGGCCAGAAUCUCCUUAUCAACAUUUUGACUCUGUUGAACAAGCCAUCAUUCAGACUGCUGAUGAUAUUAUUCCCGAUCAAGUGGAGUACCAGGUUCGCAACUUUCCUGGCUUGGACCGAGCGGAUGCGGAGCGCAUUACUCGACGCGUGUUGGACGAUUUCCAGACUCUUCUCUGGGAGCGAUUGGAUGUAAAUGGACUGGCCCGAAACACCAUCGUGGCUCCGGCUGAAGUUGGCAACAACGUCGGUCGUGCUAGCAAUCAGGGACCAUUUUCAACCGCUUCUGUAGAGGCUCCCCAACCCAACGUGCAUCCGAAUACGACCAACGACGGCGCCACCCAAGGGGACCUUGUCAAUGCUGCCAACAUUGGUUGUGGUGGUAACAGUGGCACGGAACAUGGCAUCUCUGCGAACCUACUCCAGAAGGCUCACAACGCCAAUAUGCCUACAGACCAUGGAGUUUCCCAGGAUCUCAAUCACACUGAGAUUCCCAAUAACACAGCUGUAAACUUUGACUGGCAAAUCAGCCCUCAACUAGUGUGCACUGUCCACGGCGGUGUCCUUGAGAACGUCACCGCACCCGAACAGCCUUACCAAGAGGUACAGUACAGCCCAGAUACAACGCGAUCACCCAGAGAUUUGGAAACGAUCAGGGACAUAGAUUGGUCCACCCUGCUCGCAGAGGUGGACCCAUCUACUUUUGGGGCGAUUGAUUGCGCGAAAGUCCUGCAGAACUGA
This is a messenger RNA of Cladophialophora psammophila CBS 110553, 897 nucleotides long. RefSeq lists its product as uncharacterized. The record is from RefSeq and is a predicted model, not a curated record. The transcript has a single exon. Bases 1 to 897 code for a protein of 298 amino acids. Lineage: Eukaryota; Fungi; Ascomycota; Eurotiomycetes; Chaetothyriales; Herpotrichiellaceae.